AUGGUCAUCUCCAUCAUGGUCGCACUCAUUGCCAUCCUGCUGUCUAUGGCUGGGGGCAAAUGCACCAAUUGCAUCGAGGACGAACAGUCAAAGUCCACAGUCGCCACAGCAUCUCGGGUAUUUUUCAUUGUCGCUGGCAUCCUGGUCUGCUUGCAGAAGCGGUGCAUGGGUAAAAUCACUGGGGAAGCCAAAACAAUUUAGUCCAAUCAAUGUAAGCUAAAUAUGAUGUGGCUGUCCAUGGUUCUGAUUUCUGUGUGCAUGCGUGGGUAGAAAGUAGAAAAACAUGACUCACCCUACUUGUAGAGAAAUGGCAAUGCCAUCCUCCUCUCUUUUAUGUUGACGAAACAGUCUAUCACUGUCAUACAGUACACCCUUUAAGUUUUUGUUGUCCUAGGCUACCAGGCUAAAAUGCUUGCUCGCUAGGCUAACUUCCGUUCAUGGGCAAUGUUAGCUAGUUAACAUUAAUUAGCCUUCUACAUCUAGCUACAUAUUGCUUACUCCUGUGAGAAACAUUCAGCCUCUUGCGAAUUGAAGGAAAAUUAUGAAACAAAGAGACGAAAUAUACAUUUUUGUUGGGCUUCCCUUGGCAUCCAUGAAUACACGCCACUGUCUGCUUGUCAGCUCACGUGAUCAUCCGAGACUUCUACAAGCCUAUACUGAUUGACACACAGCAGCAGGAGCUCAGCUCAUCACUGUUCAUAGGCUUGGGGUCCGCGGGACUAAUGAUUCUGGGUGGAGGAUCUCUAGCCAGUGUCCACCAGGCCAGGAUCGGGGACACUCCUCCAAAUAAAACGUGGCGAGAUCUGUAAAAUCCUACUCGGCAAGAGCAGAUGGAAAUGUUUGCUUUGAACAUUGAAUAGCCUAACAAUGUUGCUUUGGGCCUUUGUGAACAGACUUUUUUGUUUUUACUCCAAUCAUUUUAAUUUCAAAGUUUUUAAAUUGACAAGAGAUGUCUGUUUUUAUUCCAUAUUUGAAUGAGUGAUAUCAAACUGUUGAUUCCUUUCAUUGCUGGAAUUGUGAUUGAUGGGUGUGGAGUAGUUGGACAGCUGCCUGUUUAGGAUGGGCUACAUAGUCUGGCCAUUUACCUUGAGGCAGUGUGGUAAGAUUGUCCACAAAGUAAAUUAAACCAAAUGCCAAUAAAACUAUUUAAAUCUCCUCAAGGGCCCACUUGCUGACUGCAAACUGGUCUCAGAGCAUUUCAUAUUCCGUGAACUUCCAUUUAGUAUGGUAUGUUACAUUUCCUAUGGUAUGUAUUAAUUUGUGGAUGUCCAUCACCCAUUUCGUAUGAUAUGUUACGAAUUACAUUUAGUACUAUAUGUUAAGAAUUUGCAAAACGUAGUGUAUAUGUUAUGAAUUUUCAAAACAUAUGAUAUGUUUCGAAUUCUAGCUAGGUAGCUAACGUUAGCUAACUGGCUAACAUUAGCUAGGCUAGGGUUUAGGGUUAAGUUUAGGAGUUAGGUUAAAGGGUUAAGGUUAGGGGAAGGGUUAGCUAAAAGGGUUAAGGGAAGGGUAGCUAAUAUGCUAAGUAGUUGCAAAGUACUAAGUAGUUGAAGUUGCUAAAAUGCUAAAGUUGUCCGUGAUGUGAUUCAAACUCACAACCUUAGGGUUGCUAGACGUUCGGGUUAUAACCCACCCUGACCAACCUCCCAACCUACUUUUCGGUGGGAGGAAGUGUAACCAUCUAAACUCCAGGUUGUUUUGAACCUGUCGCAUAUGAAAGAGAGCUUUCUGAAGAUGACAGUAUUGAGUUAAAGAUUGUCACCACUCCGUCAGCUCUGUCUGAGUGUCACACAGUAUCUACAGUGUGACAGGCUGAGGAAUCUGGUCUGUCCGGAACAACUCACCUGGUGGCAGGAAACCACUCCUCCUGCACAUUCUUCCUGAUCAUCAAUUAGACAUGCCACAUAGCUCCAGACCUAGGCAGCCAGACUUCUCUUUCUCCCACUCCAGACACAGCCUCUCGCCAUGGGGAGGAUUGGCAAGGAGGUGUCGGGCCAGCUGCACAGCUUAAUCAGCUUCGUGGGGGUGGCAGUGACCACGGGUAUCCCCAUGUGGAGGGUGACCAAGUGCAUCGGUGGCAACAUCGUGACAGGCCAGAUCGUGUGGGAUGGCCUGUGGAUGAACUGUGUGAUGCAGAGCACGGGACAGAUGCAGUGUAAGAUAAACGACUCUGUGAUGAGGCUAACCAUUGGUGCUCUUCUGGUCCUCAUCCCAGUCUGCUGGACAGCGGCGUUCACUAUCUCAGACUUUAAUAACCCUCUGACCAUCGAGACCGAGAGGAGGGAGAUAGGAGCCUCCAUCUACAUCGGCUGGGGCUCCACAGCGCUGCUCCUCAUCGGGUGGAUCAUCCUCUGCACCUCCUGCCCACCCCAGAAGAUGUAUGGGUACCCAGGCUAUCCUCAAGGAACGCCCAUGUAUCCUAUCCAGACCAACCAAUGGUCCAGGCAGGGCCCUAUGUGAGAGUUUACACCCCAACCAGCAGACCCUACUCAGGGACAUGGUCGUAUGUACCAAACAAGCCGUAUGCAGCACCAAUAGCAUACACUGCACCUGGACGGCCUGGACAGUAUCUGUAACAAAGUGAAAUGGAAAGAGGGAAGGUCUCCCUGAAUAUUGACUGGUAUUCUCAAACUUGAUGUUUUCAAGCUAUUGUUUUUUGCUUAGCUUUGCCUCUGCAGAGUGUAAUUGCACCACCAAAAUGUAUUUAUAUCAUGUACUUUUGUCCACAUUGAUAUGUAGAUAUUAUUAUUGAUGAGAAUAACAUGCAAUUUAUAGACAAAAGUGUUUUGGCGUGAAUACAAUUAAUUUUGUUUACGAGUGUUUGCACCUGCACACGAGGAAGAAUCUGUUCUUUCAAAUGUUGACAAUGUAAAUCCUUAUGUCUUGACUACUAGUAUGCAAACAUUAUGAGACAUUUUAGCAGCAACCUGUGUUCUUCUCCCAUUGUGCAACCGAUACUGUUGUUUUGUAAAUAGCUGGUUGGUCUAUGACUUGUGAUGUAUCUGUACACGAAAAACAACACAUUUUUCUGUAAAUAUUAUAUAAAAUAAUGUGAAGUCUUAAUGUGUCUUUGUGGAAAAGUUUGGAAACAACAACUGCAAUUUCAAAUGUACAUGAACUAUGAGCAAUAAUCAUACCAAUAAUCAAAGCCUAUGCAUUUUCUAACUUACUAUUCAUGUUUUAAAAGUUGCAUUUUGAAUUAAACUCUCCCUUAAAUCAUUAAUCUAAAAGUCUAAGCCUUUGGGGGGAGGGGGGUACUAAGCUAACACAUGGAAUUGUUUUAGGAUGUUCAUACCAUGGAUCAUUUAGCUAUUUGUUUUGGAAUUUUAGGACCCCUUUAGGUAUCAAAGAAAGAUAUUAAUAAAUUAUUUUAAAAAAUAUUGAAUUUGGCCUUUACUACUAUAGCCCAUAGAAGCGCAUUGAAUAAGACAUUCAUAAAUGUAAAAAAAGACAGUAAAAAAUAAAUAUUGAGGAAUAAGGUUUUCAAGUGUCUGUCCUAAAUCUAGGAGAUAUAAGAAAGCUCAGGAAAUAUAUUUUUACACAUAUUUAACCCCUUUAUUUUUGUUGCCACAAAACUACCUCCAUACUUCUUAUAUUCAUUUGUAUGGGUUACUUUAAGAUGAGUCCUGUGACACUUAGUUUGUAGCCCAAACGGUUAGGAUGCUACAGACAGAAGUUGGCACAUCAGCGUUACUGACAUCAGACGAGUCCCGUGGGGUUUGUAGGGGUUGUAGAGCAAAACGGAGAACACCAUCGUGUUAGUGAAAGUCUCAUCUUUCCAUAUUAGAUUCUAGGCCAAACUGUUUGGAUGCUACUGACAUUUUCGCGAGAAGACCAAUUUUCGGGAUGUCUCAUGGGCUGACAAACACUGCUGUAGCUCGGCCACCUUCCACCGCUGAUGCGGAAGGCCGACAUAGGCGGAUGUGGCGGAUUGAGACACAGCCCAUGCAAAAAAAGAUAUCUUUAGCUUAAACUGAUGGAUUUUGAUGGGGUGCGUCAAUAGACUCUUAAGGAUUUUAAGAGAUCAAUAUCUUUCAGUUACAUGACGACAUAUCUGUGAAUCUCCUUUUAUUUUGGCGAUAUCAUGGUUACUCAAAAGCUACCUCAUAUCUCCUCUUUCCAAAUAUACAAACAUCCCACUGGGAACACACUGGUUGAAACAACAUUGUUUCCACGUCAUUUCAAUAAAAUUAGGUCAGUUGAACCAACGUGGAAUAGACGUUGAAUUGACGUCCAUGCUCAGUGGGAUGGUUUUGAGAGUCUAAAAUGUAACUCAAAUAGGUUAUUAAAUUAGAUUACCAACAGCUUUCUUUAAAAUCAAGGUAUCUUUGAUCUGUACCGGACUUAAAGGCAAUGUUCUGUAAUGUGUUUAUUUAAUGUAUUGGUUUAUUACAUAAAAGAAAUGCCCUGUGUAGCUCAGUUGGUAGAGCAUGGCGCUUGCAAUGCCAGGGUUGUGGGUUCGUUUCUGACGGGGGGCCAGUAUGAAAAAAUGUAUGCACUCACAAACUGUAAGUCGCUCUGGAUAAGAGCGUCUGCUUAAUGACUAAAAUGUAAAUGGUUUCAGGAUCAAAACCAAGAAAACAGAAACUGAAUAUAGGCCUAAACUUACUUCUGGCUAUCACAAUUCUGGUGGUAUUAGCAACUUGAUUACAGGAAACAAUAGCUGCAAUAAACAAUGUCAUCAUGACAACGAGGAACAAAAGGAGUAGCUUCGAACUUCCGGCCAUGACUAAUGAGAAUUCAGGUGGCAAUGUUGACUGCUUAUCUCUCUACCCUGAAACCAGUGGGCAGACAGGCCUAACCACCUAGCCAACCGGUGUUCACUACAUAGGCAGGUCUCGUUUUCGUUAGCAUGUCCAAAGAGAUUGAUGCGCAUCUCAUCGAAACCGGUCGUCAACCACACCUACCGAUUGGGGAAGUGAAAGAAUCUGGUCCGGCUUGAAAAUUACCAUUUCAUCUGGUUUCAGGUCAGGGGUAAGGAGCUUGACUCCUCCCUUUCAGGAGCAGAGAGAUCCAUAUAACUUCAGGGGACAUGACUGAGCCAUUAGUUAACAACGACUACAACCAAGCUGAGCUGACCUGCGUUGACUGUCCUCUACAACCUCUUCCUGAGCUUCAUUGAUUUUACAACAAAAAACAAGAAGUCUUCAAAAUGGUGUCGAUGGGAAGACAGAUGCUGGGCUUAGUCCUGGCUAUCAUCGGGUUCCUGGGGACCAUCAUUGUAUGUGCCCUGCCUAUGUGGAAAGUCACAGCCUUCAUCGGAGCCAACAUCGUGACUGCUCAGGUCAUCUGGGAGGGCCUGUGGAUGAACUGUGUGACCCAGAGCACGGGACAGAUGCAGUGCAAGAUCUAUGACUCCCUUCUGGCCUUACCCCAGGACCUGCAGGCCGCCAGAGCUCUGAGCGUCAUCGCCAUCAUCGCGUCAUGCUUUGGUAUCCUCCUGGGAAUUGCUGGAGGAAAGUGCACCAACUUCGUGGAGGAUGAGGCUUCCAAAGCUAAAGUAGCCAUUGCCAGCGGGAUUAUCUUCAUCGUGGCUGGCGUCCUCAUCCUCGUCCCUGUCUGCUGGUCCGCCAACACCAUCAUCAGGGAUUUCUACAACCCCCUGCUGGUCGAGGCCCAGAGGAGGGAGUUGGGGGCCUCGCUAUACAUCGGCUGGGGCACCGCAGGGCUCCUGAUCCUGGGAGGGGGGCUCCUCUGCAGCUCCUGCCCACCCAAGGAGGAGCGUGACAACUACCCAGUGAAGUACUCACAGGCAAGGUCCACAGCUACCAGCAGAGCUUACGUUUGAGCUGGAAACUGUUGAAAAAUAGACUAUAAAUUAUUUGAUUAUCUUUGGUAAUCCUCUGUGAAUUGAAAAUACCAUGCAAGUUACUGGUAUUAUCAAGUCUUGUUCUUCUGCAUUUUACGUUUUGAAAGUGAUGUGAAAUCAGAACAGAGUGAAUCUAUGAAAAAUAAAUUGUGCUUCAGAACUUUGCAAGAAAAAGACAAGACAGAACUGAUGCCUAUAAGAAAUGACAAUACAGAGAAGUAGUGCUACUGUAUAUGCUGUCUGGAGGGAUCAUCUCAUGAGUCAUGGGUUGAUGACUGAAGUGAAUUGAAGCCAUUCCCAUAACCCUAACUUCUCUUUUACUGUAUAAGGACACCGUGCCAGAAUGAUAAUAUUGAUAUUCAUGUAAGAACAUGGACAAUAUGAUUUGAGAGUUAAACCAUAGGUACAAUAUAUUUGUAUGAUUGACUUGUCAUAACUUUGUACAGUAGAUCACAGUAUGUUUUGCAAAUAGCCAAGUUUGUCUGUUCAAUAUAUGUUCCUUGAUUAUGUCUAAAGAACUUAUUCAAUUGCAAACCUUAUUUUUUUUAUAAAAAGUUUCCAACAAAGUUUAUACAUUGGUGUUAACUGUCUUUUUUAAGAAAUAGACUCCCAGUUACUGUGAUUUCCUUUAUCAGCUGAAAUCUUAGCUGAAAAUGUCUGAUAGCAUAGUAUUUAGGUGAAUUGAACUACUGAUGAUCCUCCCUCGCUGUCUUCUGUUUGAAUGACACCAAAAGUGGUUUUGGAAAGUGGGACUUAACAUCCCAUUGAUUCGAGUAAGAAAUUAAGGAAAAUAUUUUGCCCUGUCACACAAUCCUGAGAACACCGAUUUCUUCUAAGGAUUUGAAAUAGAUUUACCCUAUUAUCCCCACUGAGACAUUUACUGUAAAGACUGGCAGUGACAUAUUGACACCAAUUCGUUUUCAAAAUCUUUGAGGGGCAAGAAUGCCCAACUUAAGUCAGGUGAGAUAAGAAAAAAAUAACAAUUGUCUGUGAAACAGUUCUGCUAUUUAAACUGUCUUCCUCUCAGAACCAGCUAUGUAGAGAUGGUGUGCACAGAUGGGCCAACAUGUAUAGGCCUACUGGAUAUUUUGAUAAUUUAUUGUUGUUUAGAUUAAAAAAUACUAGAAUUUAGGUCUGUCAGACAGACAUUAGAAAAACUGGAAGAACCUGGUUUGUUUUCAUUGUUGAAGAGACAAUAGUCCCUACUUUCUUUAACUAAGAAGCAUUAAGAACAGUAUCACCUUAUCACCCACGAAACUACAUCGUAAUUCCUUGUGCCAAGUAUACCAAAACAUGUCACAUCUUCUUCUUGUGACAGUGACACACUUUUUACAUACUGUACAUUACAUUAUGCUUAAGUUAACAGUGCAUAUUCUAAAAAUAUGUUGUAUGACUUUAAACAGAUCAGAUUAUCUCUCGCACUCUUCUCCUGAUAAUGUCAAAUCCCAUUGAAAGUUCAUUUUGCUGUUUGAGCUUUCAAGCUGGUGAUUUUUCCGGCACAUACCAACAUCCUCGUUCCUCAUAGGGUGUUUGAACAAUAACAGCUUUUGUAAACCGAUCUACCAUCUCCAAAAAGGAGAAUUAAAUGAAAUUCCAACCUUUAUUGUCCACAGACAACAAAUAAUCAUGUAAGACUGGUAUUCUUUGGCUGGCUCUCAGUUUAUUAUAACUGGAACAGCCAGUAACACUCUUCUUUCUCCUUUUGAAAUGCACAUAACCACCUGAUCACCUUCCAAUAUUAACUCGGAGACACAAAGAGUCAGUCAACGAGUAGAGAGAGACAGAGAGACAUUGCAUUCAGAAUGGGUUCCAUGGGCAUGCAGAUGCUGGGCAGUGCCCUGGCCUUGCUCGGCUGGGUGGGGACAAUUAUCGUCUACGGCGUGCCCAUGUGGAGGGUCACAGCCUUCAUCGGAAACAACAUUGUCACCUCACAAACCAUCUGGGAGGGCAUCUGGAUGAGCUGUGUGGUCCAGAGCACAGGCCAGAUGCAGUGUAAGGUAUAUGACUCCAUGCUGGCCCUCAGCUCUGACCUGCAGGCUGCCAGAGCGCUGGUCGUGGUGGACAUCGUGGUGGGAAUCGCCGGCCUCCUCAUGGCGUUCCCCCGGGGGGAAUUGCACCAACUUUGUGGUGGAGGAGGUGGCCAAGGCACGGGUGAUGAUGGCGGCAGAGGUGGUGCUCAUCAUCAGUGGUAUCCUGUGUCUCAUCCCUGUAUCCUGGACGGCCAGUAUCAUCAUCCAGUACUUCUACAACCCGCUUGUGGUGGAUGCCCAGCGGAGGGAGCUGGGGGCUGCGCUCUACAUCAGCUGGGGGGCUGGGAUCCUGCUACUCCUGGAAGGGGGGCUCCUCUGUGGUAACUGCUCCCCCAAGGAGGAUGACAAAUCCCCCUCUGUGAAAUAUCUACUGGCCAAGUCAUCAGGAGGUCACAACAAAGCAGCAGGUUUUGUGGCAAGCCCCUCCACACCAACAAAGACCUACAUUUAACAUGACAGUUCAUGGGACAAACUGGUCGGCAUGAACAUUUCAAAAGGUAUUGGUGGUAUAAGGUACAGUUGAAGUCGGAAGUUUACAUACACUUAGGUUGGAGUCAUUAAAACUCGUUUUUCAACCACUCCACAAAUUUCUUGUUUACAAACUAUAGUUUUGGCAUGUCGGUUAGGACAUCUACUUUGUGCAUGACACAAGUAAUUUUUCCAACAAUUGUUUACAGACAGAUUAUUUAACUUAUAAUUCACUGUAUCACAAUUCCAGAAAAUGAUGUCAUGGCUUUAGAAGCUUCUGAUAGGCUAAUUGACAUAAUUUGAGUCAAUUGGAAGUGUACCUGUGGAUGUAUUUCAAGGCCUACCUUCAAACUCAGUGCCUCUUUGCUUGACAUCAUGGGAAAAUCAAAAGAAAUCAGCCAAGACCUCAGGAAAGAAAUUGUAGACCUCCACAAGUCUGGUUCAUCCUUGGGAGCAAUUUCCAAACUCCUGAAGGUACCACGUUCAUCUGUACAAACAAUAGUACGCAAGUAUAAACACCAUGGGACCACGCAGCUGUAAUACCGCUCAGGAAGGAGACGCAUUCUGUCUCCUAGAGAUGAACGUACUUUGGUGCGAAAAGUGCAAAUCAAUCCCAGAACAACAGCAAAGGACCUUGUGAAGAUGCUGGAGGAAACCGGUACAAAAGUAUCUAUAUCCACAGUAAAACAAGUCCUAUAUCGACAUAACCUGAAAGGCCGCUCAGCAAGGAAGAAGCCACUGCUCCAAAACCGCCAAAAAAAGCCAGACUACGGUUUGCAACUGCACAUGGGGACAAAGAUCGUACUUUUUGGAGAAAUGUCCUCUGGUCUGAUGAAACAAAAAUAGAACUGUUUGGCCAUAAUGACCAUCCUUAUGUUGGAGGAAAAAGGGGGUUGCUUGCAAGCCGAAGAACACCAUUCCAAAUGUGAAGCACAGGGGUGGCAGCAUCAUGCUGUGGGGGUGCUUUGCUGCAGGAGGGCCUGGUGCACUUCACAAAAUAGAUGGCAUCAUGAGGAAGGAAAAUUAUGUGGAUAUAUUGAAGCAACAUCUCAAGACAUCAGUCAGCUUGGUCGCAAAUGGGUCUUUCAAAUGGACAAUGACCCCAAGCAUACUUCCAAAGUUGUGGCAAAAUGGCUUAAGGACAACAAAGUCAAGGUCUUGGAAUGGCCAUCACAAAGCCCUGACCUCAAUCCUAUAGAAAAUGUGUUGGCAGAACUGAAAAAGCGUGUGCGAGCAAGGAGGCCUACAAACCUGACUCAGUUACAUCAGCUCUGUCAGGAGGAAUGGGCCAAAAUUCACCCAACUUAUUGUGGAAACCUUGUGGAAGGCUACCCGAAACGUUUGACCCAAGUUAAACAAUUUAACGGCAACGGUACCAAAUACUAAUUGAGUGUAUGUAAACUUCUGACCCACUGGGAAUGUGAUGAAAGAAAUAAAAGCUGAAAUAAAUCAUUCUCUCUACUAUUAUUUUGACAUUUUACAUUCCUAAAAUAAAGUGGGUGAUCCUAACUGACCUAAGACAGGGAAUGUUUACUAGGAUUAAAUGUCAGGAAUUGUGAAAAAUUGAGUUUAAAUGUAUUUGGCUAAGGUGUAUGUAAAUUUCCGACUUCAACUGUAUAUGGACGGACAGUGGAAUAUGAAGGAAAAGGUUCCAGUGGAAGGAUGUUGUAUGCACAGACAGUGUACUAUGAAGGAAAAUAUGCACACGUUUUUGAUUGCUUAGCCAGGGAAACACUACACUCUUAGAAAAAAGGGUUCCAAAACGGUUAUUCAGCUGUCCCCAUAUGAUAACCUUUUUCGGUUCCCUCUAUUGAAAGGGUUCUACAUAGAACUCAAAAUGGUUCUACCUGCAACGAAAAAGGGUUCUCCUAUGGGGAUAGCCAAAGAGCCCUUUUAGGUUCUAGAUAGCACGUUUCUUUGUAAGAGUGUAUGAGUGUAUUUACAUGCCACUGUUUAGAUAUAUGUACACUACCGUUCAAAAGUUUGGGGUCACUUAGAAAUGUCCUUGUUUUCCAUGAAAACAUACAUGAAAUGAGUUUGAAUAGGAAAUAUAGCAUAAUGCAUAGGAAAUGUAGUCAUUGACAAGGUUAGAAAUAAUGAUUUUUAAUAUAAAUAAUAAUUGUGUCCUUCAAACUUUGCUUUCGUCAAAGAAUCCUUCAUUUGCAGCAAUUACAGCCUUGCAGACCCUUGGCAUUCUAGUUGUCAAUUUGUUGAGGUAAUCUGAAGAGAUUUCACCCCAUGCUUCCUGAAGCACCUCCCACAAGUUGAAUUGGCUUGAUGGGCACUUACGUACCAUACGGUCAAGCUGCUCCCACAACAGCUCAAUAGGGUUGAGAUCCGAUGACUGUGCUGGCCACUCCAUUAUAGACAGAAUACCAGCUGACCGCUUCUUCCCUAAAUAGUUCUUGCAUAGUUUGGAGCUGUGCUUUGGGUCCUUGUCCUGUUGUAGGAGGAAAUGGGCUCCAAUCAAGUGCCAUCCACAGGGUAUGGCAAGAUCCCUUUUACCCUGUACAAAUCUCCCACUUUACCACCACCAAAGCACCCCCAGACCAUCACAAUGCCUCCACCAUGCUUGACAGAUGACAUCAAGCACUCCUCCAGCAUCUUUUCAUUUCGCCUGAGCCUCACAAAUGUUCAUCUUUGUGAUCCGAACACCUCAAACUUCGAUUUGUCUGUCCAUAACACUUUUUUCCAAUCUUCCUCUGUCCAGUGUUUGUGUUCUUUUGCCCAUCUUAAUAUUUUAUUUUUAUUGGCCAGUCUGAGAUAUAGCUUUUUCUUUGCAACUCUGCCUAGAAGGUCAGCAUCCCGGAGUCACCUCUUCACUGUUGACGUUGAGACUGGUGUUUUGCGAGUACUAUUUAAUGAAGCUGCCAGUUGAGGACCUGUGAGGUGUCGGUUUCUCAAAGUAGACACUCUAAUGUAUUUGUCCUCUUGCUCAGUUGUGCACCGGGACCUCCCACUCCUCUUUCUAUUGUGGUUAGAGCCCGUUUGCGCUGUUCUGUGAAGGGAGUAGUACACAGCGUUGUAUGAGAACUUUAGUUUCUUGGCAAUUUCUCGCAUGGAAUAGCCUUCAUUUCUCAGAACAAGAAUAGACUGAUGAGUUUCAGAAGAAAGUUAUUUGUUUCUGGCCAUUUUGAUUCUGUAAUCGAACCCACAAUUGCUGAUGCUCCAGAUACUCAACUAGUCUCAAGAAGGCCAGUUGUAUUGCUUCUUUAAUCAGUACAACCAUUUUCAGCUGUGCUAACAUAAUUGCAAAAGGGUUUUCUAAUGAUCAAUUAGCCUUUUAAAAUGAUAAACUUGGAUUAGCAAACACAACGUGCCAUUAGAACAUAGGACUGAUGGUUGCUGAUAAUGGGCCUCUGUACGCCUAUGUAGAUUUUCCAUUAAAAAUUGUUUCCAGCUACAAUAGCCAUUUACAACAUUAACAAUGUCUACACUGUAUUUCUGAUCAAUUUGAUGUUAUUUUAAUGGACAAUUUUUUUUAUUUUCUUUCGAAAACAAGGACCUUUCUAAGUGACCCCAAACUUUUGAACGGUAGUGUAAAUGUUAUUUGUUUCUCAAAGUAUUGCAUGGCAAUGUAAUUUUCAACCAUUUAAAGGAAGUUGAUUUUACAGUCCACUGUUGCAAAUUAUAUUAGUCAGCACCUAUUAAUACUGUUGUAUGGUCUCUUUUAUUACAUGACACUAUCUUUUCAUAUUUCAGGUGUGUGUGUUGAUUCAGUUCUCCCACUGAUGUUCUUGUUUUCCAUAUGCAUUCAUCAUGAUCAUAAAAUACUGUCUGUGAGGUUAAAACAGAACACUGAGAAAACCUGUUUGACAGGAACUGGUGUCAGAGAACUCCACCCAGGCUUCAAACUCAAUGACUACAUCACUUCAAUGUGUUUUUCGACCAACAUAUACAAUUACAAGGCCUCCAGACAUUGGGUUGACAUUUACAUUUACAUUUACAUUUACGUCAUUUAGCAGACGCUCUUAUCCAGAGCGACUUACAAAUUGGUGCAUUCACCUUAUAGCCAGUAGUACAACCACUUUACAAUUUUUGUUUUUUUUGUUUGACUGUAUGUCUAUUGUGACAGUUAUUAUUGUAAAGGGGCAAUCAAUCCACUCUUAACGUCUAAAUCAAUAAAAUAAUCAAUUAUGGUUGAGUUAAUAAAAAGACUGGAGUGAGUUGAGUCAGUUCACACUAAGCUGUGAGAAAGCAGUGUUAUGUUCCCAUGCUAUCAGAUCUGUCGAUCAGGGAGAGAGAGGGGCUCGAGUUACGCCGUUCUCAUGCAGAAAAAUACAAUCCCUUCCUUUAGUUAUUUGUCUAAUUUGUCUCACCAGUAAAUUCUCUUAGCCUUAGGUGUUUUUGUUAUUGUGUUAUUAAGAUAAACUUUUACAUCAACUCAUUGAUUGUCACAUUAUAUUUAGUAGUGUUACAGAAAGACUGUCCAUUAAUAUUCAGUAAGAUUGAAUGAUCAAAUCAUCCUCAUAUUCCGCCCAGUAUCAACUUUAGCAUAAUUGUUUCACUCAGAAUGACUGUUUCACUGUUUCUUGUUCUCUUUCUAUUAUAUUCAAAGAAACCUGCAAUAUAGUGCAACACCUCAGUCAUGUCCCUCCAUCAAAUACACUGAUGACACACUACUGCUUCCUAGUGGUAUAUCAUUAUGCCCUUUCUCAGCACAGUUCUUUUACGACAAAUGAUGAAGAAACUGUCUACCCCCCACAUGACAAAAACUAUGACAAACCUCCUAACAAUGCCACCUACCAUUGUAAACAUCCUGUGACGUUUAUCUAAUAGGAACAUAGAUGGGAAACGCUGCUCAGAGUCACGGAAAUGAAUACAUUUAAUUUGUUUUGUAUAUCACUUUAUUUAGUAAAGUCAAACUCAUGUCAAGUUAACGAGAUAUAUCACAUCUCAAUGUUGUGCUGACUGAAUCACUGACCUUGUAUAGUCCAUUGUAGGCACACUGUUGAAUAAUUAAAUCUGGCAAUUCACUAUUUAAACCAUUCUGGUUUAGUAGAUCUUCAAUGUAUUUUUAGCAGCGAAGUGAGAAGCAAAGCGUGGUAACUGUGAGUGGCUAGAGGAGAAAAUUGUAAACAGAACAUACUGUAGCAAAUCUAUCUCCAUAUAAUCAUUAUGGUAGUACCCCAACUUCCACUGUAAAAUAGAUUAUCCACUACUGGAGUUUUCAUGUGAAGUGGCAAAGAUACUUCAUAAAAGGUUAUCUAUCAAUGGAGCAUCCCUCCCUUCAUGUCCAAUAUGGAACAACCCCUUGUUUACUGCAGUUGGCAAGACACAGAACCUGGCAACUCCAAAACAUCAUUUAGACGGGGCAGGAUAUAAGGGUGAGAGAUACAGUAUCAUUCCACUGAAAGAGUUUCUAGCAGAAUUUGGCCUGAAUGAUAUGGCAUUUAUACCCUAUUUGCAGCUCAAAUCAAAUUUUUAAUGAAUUUCCUAAAAGGGAUCUAAAAGUGUGAUAAGCAACAAACUGAGGGGUGCUGCUAAUGGGAAAGGAACAGUUUCCGCAUUAUACAAGCUGAUUGGCCACUCCUCCCCAAACAGCAACAUCCCUACUCAGUUACGUUGGGAAGAGGACUUGGGCAUAUCUCUCACCGCAGCACAGUGGGAUGCAAUAUGGAAAAACACAACAUCGAUAUCCAACUGUGUAAGGUAUACAAUUAUUCAAACGAAGGUCUUGCACAGGGAUUAUAUCACACCUCAUAGGUUGAAAAAUAUGGAUCAAAGCCUUUCAUAUUUGUGUUGGCAUGGCUGUGGUGAGGUUGGUACACCAAUGCAUCUGUUCUGGAAAUGUCCAGCCGUCAAAAGAUUUUGGACUGAGGUAGAUAUGUUGCUGGAAUUCUUUAUGUAUGUAUCCCACUUUGUCCUGUAGUGUGCCUGUUAGGGAGUACUGUACGGUGGACAAUGUCCAACUUAGAACCACGCAAUGCAUCAUUGCUUUGGCCUUCCUUUCAGUCAAACAGACAAUAUUUUUAAAUUGGAAAGUGCAUAAACUGCAGUGCUUCAGCAUGGACAAUUGGUUAAGGGAAUUCAUGUACUUAUUGACCUCCCCCCCCGCAGGCUUGACUUCUGCCAGGUCACAGUAUGAAAAUGCAUGGACUCAGUACUGUAAGUUGAUUUAGAUAAGAGUGUCUACUAAAUGACCAAAACUUUUCUGUUGUUGUCUUUGUAAAUGGAAAUUAAAAAAGUAUAAAUAGAAAAAAAUAUGUGUGGUAUGAACCAGCCAUGAAUGAGCAAACAGCCAUGUUGAGCAUAUUGUUAAUACUUAUUUUCCCUUUGUUUCAUCCCCAGUUCUGGGCAAACUGUAGCGCCCCCCCCCCCCCCCCCCCCCCAUGGCUGUGGAGGAGCUGGGCAUCACCCUGUCCAUGGUGGGCCUGGCAGGCACCAUCUUGAUCUGCGCCCUGCCCAUGUGGAAGGUCACAGCGUUCAUUGGCACCCACCUGGUGGUCAUGCAGGUGUUCUGGGAGGGCCUGUGGAUGACCUGUGUGUCUGAAACCACGGGACAGAUGCAGUGUAAGAUCUACGACGCUCUUCUAGACCUGUCCCCUGACCUCCAGGCGGCCAGGGGCCUCAUCGUCAUCAGCAUGGUACUGGGCUGCCUGGCGUUCCUCGUCUUCCUCCUGGGGGCUAGGUGCACCAACUGCCUGAGCAAUCCCAGGGUCAAAGCCUGCGUGGUGCAGGCCGCAGGGGUCACCUUCGCCCUGGCUGGGUUAAGCACCAUAGUGGCUGUGUCCUGGACGGCCCAGUCCAUCAUUAGGGACUUCUAUAACCCGCGGGUCCCUGAGAUGCUGAAGAAGGAGAUGGGGGCGGCCAUCUAUGUGGGCUGGGUGACCUCUGGGUUCCUGUUCUGUGGAGGAGGGGUGCUGUGUACCAGCUGUCCUCCAGGGGGGAGAGAGGGCAGGCAUGGAUCCAGCAGUAGGUACACCCUGGCUAGGACGCCCACUCACAGCAGCUACGCCAUAAAGAACUAUGUGUGAGGGGGGAGUGCUUUAUUUGCCUGUUAACUUCAGGCAAAUAGAGUUGGCAGUUGUUGGCACUCUGAAGAGACAUGUCACAGCAUGUUUUUCCAUGAGAACAUUGUAAUUGUGUACAUUGUAGGACUGGUCAUGCAGUCUAUUGUCUGACUUUGAUACAUUUAGAAUUGCCCUGGAACGAUUAAUUUUUUAUUUUAUUUCACCUUUAUUUAACCAGGUAAGCCAGUUGGGAACAUGUUCUUAUUUCCAACUGCGACCUGGCCAAGAUAAAGCAAAGCAGUGCGAUAAAAACAACAACAACACAGAGUUACAUAUGGGAUAAACAAAAACGUACAGUCAAUAACACAAUAGAAAAAUAGAAAAUCUAUAUACAGUGUGUGCAAAUGAAGUAAGUUAUGGAGGUAAGGCAAUAAAUAGGCCAUAGUGCAAAAUAAUUCCAACUAUUUUAUAGCUUUGGUGGAAGUUAUUAAAAAUAAGAUCAUGUUAAUUAAUUCUUGUUACAAAAUAAGUCUGACUUAGGUACUUGUAGCUAUUCAAAUGUUCACUAUCACCAUGAAAGAUGUUUGCUGAGGAAAUAUCUGUUAUUGAAAGAUAAUCACUGAAAAUCAAUAGGUUACUGUUAUUGACAGUACAAGUACAUCCACUGAAUGAACCAGAUUGUUUUUACAUCCCUGUGUUGUAUUUUACAUCUUAUUCAACUGUGGUUAUUACUUGUAAUGUGUUUUGUAACAAUGUUUAUCACAGUUUAUUUUGUGACUAGAAUCUGCAUGCAAAGAAAAUAGAUUUUAGAGGGCAACAAAGCAUGUUAUUUGAUUGAUUUGCGAUUUGAUCCGAAUAUAAAUAAACAUUUUGAUUCUAAAUUACUUUUAUUGCAUCUCUUUUAUUUAUCUUAUUGGAAAAAGUGUAUCAAAACUGAUUAGAAGGGAGAACAUCGAGCAUUCAGAAUUAAGUGUGAAAGACUAGAUGCUGUACAUGGUGAGGCACACAAGGCUUAUUUCACAAUUACAUUUUCCUACAAGACCACAAAGUCAGAGGCUGAAGUCAACAGAAGACACAGUGGCAUCUUUGUUUUAGUGGCUGUGGCGAAACUGAAAAAGAGGGAUUGUUGUGAAACCAUGGCACAGUAAACAGAAGGAAUCCCCUUUAUUCCCCAGCUGUAGAGCUGCACUGCUGCCCCACGCCCUUUUCUUUUCAGGAAUCCGGAAGGAGCGCUUUCACAUCACACAGGCUAGACACACACAGGCACAAACACGCUCACAGGCAGGCACACACACACAGGCACACAUACACCCCACCCUGCUGUGCCUGCAGCUGGUUAAACCCUGCUGUUAGGCCUCUUCCUGUGAGGAGCUAAGCUCAGCUCAGUCAUGAAGAGGCAGUUGGAGUUAGCGGCGUUGGGCCUGGGCAUUACAGGCUGGCUGUGCGCCAUCCUCACCCGCUGUCUGCCCCUGUGGAAAGUCAGCGGCACUCUGGACAACUCCACAGCCACGCUGCCGGCAUACUGGGACGGGGUGUGGCUGGAAUGGGACUACUGGGACCUCAACCAUGACGGUAGCCUCCACUGCUCCUUCUACCAGUCUUUGUUAUCCCUCUCUGGAAACUUCCAAACAUGGAGAGGCUUGAUCAUGGCUUCUAUAGCUGCUGGAGGUUUUGCUGUGCUCAUCAGUAUCAUUGGAGAGGUGUGGUUUCCGAAGAGGAAUCAGGUGAAAGUUGUCUCCGGUGUGUUGUUUGUGCUGUCUGGAAUACUGCUGCUUGUCCCUGUUGCUUGGACCUGCCACCACACUAACGAGCCACUGGAGGGUGCUGUGGUGCUGAGGAGAGACUGGGGACCUGCUCUGUACAUAGGAUGGAUCUCCUUCUCUCUGAUGUUAGUAGUGGGAGGGUUUCGCAGUACCAGAUGCCCCACGUUCCAGCAACAGGAGGAGUCAGAAAGAGGGGGUUACCCUCCAGGUUAUCCUGGGGUGGAGCAGGAGCCAACCAACCCCCUGGAUACUAUCCACAGGACUGCUUUUAGACACAGCCAGUAUGCUCGGGAAACAACACAGCCUUAA
Molecule: messenger RNA, 17332 nt
Organism: Coregonus sp. 'balchen'
Lineage: Eukaryota; Metazoa; Chordata; Actinopteri; Salmoniformes; Salmonidae
Source: the annotation of a GenBank genome assembly